Molecule: messenger RNA, 1561 nt
Organism: Eleginops maclovinus (Patagonian blennie)
Lineage: Eukaryota; Metazoa; Chordata; Actinopteri; Perciformes; Eleginopidae
Gene: fgfbp1b
Product: fibroblast growth factor binding protein 1b
Exons: 2
Coding region: 92-781 (229 amino acids)
Biological process (GO): cell-cell signaling
Molecular function (GO): growth factor binding
Source: RefSeq, a predicted model, not a curated record
GCCAUGUGAGACCACAGAAAGCCACAAGAAGCAGCUUUACGCACAGCAGCACGAGUAAUUCUGGUUGAUAAUCUGUUUGCUAAAAGAGGAAAUGUUACUCCUGAAGACUUUCGCUCCCUGGCUGCUGUUGGCCUUCCUCGGGCAGCAGGUAUCUCUCUCCUCCGGUGCACGCAAGAAGCACGAUGGAGCGGACAAGACGGUGACCGCAGCCCCGAAUAAAGCGCCCGGGAGCCGGGACAAGUCUGCCGCAAACGGCCGGGGAAGAAUGUCCAUCAACAACAAGAUGCAGUGCUCGUGGAGGGCCAAAGACGCCGGGGACGCGGUCAAGCUGUUGGUGAAAUGCGAGGACCCGGAGUCGCUCAGUACAGGCGGAGUCUCGGAUAUAACGUGUGAAUACAACGGUAGAGCGCAGAACUGCCCGGGAUACAAGAACAACAACAAGGUCUUCUGGAAACAGGUGGCGCGUGCGUUCAAAAAGAUGAAGGGCAAAGUGUGCCUCGACGAGAGCGUGCUGGUGAGAGCUGCCAUUUGUAAGCGCGCGCCCAGGGAUGCGCACUUCAAGCUGGAUUUGAAGAGUAAGGUCACCGUCUCUUCAAACGGGGAACCGGAAACUCACGUGCUACCACCACCACAGCCUCGCACCACCGUUGCAGCUCCGGGCACACCGACUGCAUGCACAGUGCGCGCGAACAACCGGAAAACAGCUGAGGAGAACUGCAGCGGCGCCUGGGCAAGCGUGUGCAACUUCUUCCUGACCAUGCUGCAGAGCGAGGACUGUUAGAUCCGGGCCGCAGAGGAGGACACGCUCUACUUACUACUACUUACUUUAGGACUCAUUGUGCUUUCAAACAGCAGCAGCAACAAGUCUUAAUUUUAAUCAAUAAUCUGAUUUACUCUCAAUAUACCAUGUGUCAUCACUCAUGUGGAUAUUAUCAGGUGUUUAUCAAGUCAUUUAUCAUCAGUGACGAAAGAGCUUUUUCUAAAGUACUGCCUUAAGUUCAAUGCUUACUCAUCAUGAUCAUGUUAUGCUACUUUACUUUUCAGAUUCACCUUUUUAAUGGCAGUUUUGCUAUUUAAUUUUUUUUUUACAUUCAAGACGUGAUGAGAUUAUGAUUUGUUGUUACAGAUUUCAAAAAGAUAGAUCCACCUUGAGCCGUUAAAAUUAUGCUCACACAUUCAUGCAUCAGUAACAUUUGAUAAAUAUGUUAAUAUUUUUUAUACUUCAAAUACAAUUAGCUGAAAAACCUUUUAUUUGUGUUCAGAAUAUUUAGUUUUAGCUUUUCAACUUUUUGAUGAGCCCAUUGCACUCCAAACACGUGACCACUAAACGGACAAAAGUUAAUGUUGCUAUGAAAUGAUUUAUGUUUUUUACCCUUGAUCUUGAGAACAUUUUAUAACUUGAGUAUUUGUAUGUGUUAUUGCUUUUAUACAAUCUGUUUAUCACACAGAACCAAAGUUUGAUUAUCGGAGCUGUACUUUUAUUUCUACCUCUGGUAACCUUUAUCAAUCAACCAUGUAAACACCACUGUAAUUAUGCACCAAAAUAAAUAUUUUCUAUUUA